AUGGCUGAAAAUAUUCCGCCUGGUGCGGCCCAGACGGCCGGUUCAACUGCAGACCAGCCCGGCCGCCCAUACUACGAAUCUCUGCGAGAGACGCUACGACAAAAUCUGGAAAAGAAGCGAAAGCUCGAUGAGCAACUUGCUACAUUAGAGGACCAAAUGUUCCGAAUGGAGGGCAACUAUCUUGAAGAGACGGCAAUGUCGGGCAAUAUCGUGCGCGGAUUUGAUGGUUGGGUCAAGGGUGUCGUCGUCGGCGGAAGAAGCGCGGCGGACGAUCGUCGUCGCGGUCGAAUCCGAGAGGAAGAUCGCGUUUUCAGCAGGAGCUCAGUCAAUUGGAUGAGGAUUCAGGAAGGGCAGGAUUCUGCUACGACUUCACAUGCAGCAACACCGACUGCAUCUCACGCUCCACCACUUUCAGCUCGCGAGAACAGCGCUUCAACACCGACUGCUGGCGGAACCAAAACGGGCGCAAAUAAGAAGAAACGUGCGACGGAGAAGGAGGAAGAAGAUGAUAGCAAAGGUGUGAAGCGGAGCAAGAUCACGUACGCGCGGGACAGUUGA
This is a messenger RNA of Dissoconium aciculare CBS 342.82, 558 nucleotides long. Its product is annotated as NuA4-domain-containing protein. NCBI's taxonomy places the organism in Eukaryota, Fungi, Ascomycota, Dothideomycetes, Mycosphaerellales, Dissoconiaceae. Gene Ontology annotation, cellular component: NuA4 histone acetyltransferase complex. Bases 1 to 558 code for a protein of 185 amino acids. The record is from RefSeq and is a predicted model, not a curated record. The transcript has 2 exons.